GGAUUCCUAUCCAAGCUAAUCACGGAAUUUAGAAAAAACGAAAUCAAUAUGGGGGACCAACAGUUCUUUCUAAAAUGGAACGAUUUUCAAACAAAUAUGGUGACAUCGUUUAGACAUUUACGAGACGAAAAAAGUUUUACUGACGUGACGUUAGCAUGUGAAGGCCAGACGUGUAAGGCCCACAAAAUGGUAUUAUCAGCUUGCAGUCCUUACUUCAAAAGUUUAUUAGAGGAAAAUCCAUCAAAACACCCAAUUAUAAUCCUAAAAGAUGUCUCAUAUCUCCACUUACAAGCAAUUCUGGAGUUCAUGUAUGCGGGUGAAGUGAAUGUGUCACAGGAACAGCUGCCGGCAUUUCUCAAAACUGCUGCCAGACUUAAGGUGAAAGGUUUAGCUGAACCACCGCCACAGAUGCCCAGCAUCAAACGGGAAGGCUAGCCGCUCGCUUGGCAACAUUAGAGGACAUAAAGACAAUCGUACACAACGCUACUUUGGCGCGACAUAAUAGCGCUUAAAACUGAUCUGAAACUAUUAAAAAUAUAUUAACUUUAUCAUAUUAAAGAAACUAUAGCGCGAUCCCAUCGAGAAAUAAAUUAGGGCGUUUAAAAUGCCUUAUUAUUAUUAUUUUUAAAUUGUGUUUAGUAUUUUUUUGAUUAUUAACGCGAGUACAACACAUUUAAAUAAAACACUUUUAAAGGAUUAAAACGCGUGUAAUAUUAACUGUGUUUUUGCAUUAGACUUUGCGUAAAUUUUAGUUAACCCGACGUCUCGUGACCUUUCCAGAUCACAUUUUAAAAUGGCCUGCUGUUAAAAUGUGGCAAGACAGUAUUCAUCAUAUUUGACAGAAGUGAACUUUAGUCGGGUUAACUAAAAUAAUAAUAAAAAUGUAAUUUUUACACAAAAUCUAAUGUAAAAACACAGUUACAAUUACACGCGUUUUAAUACUUUAAAAAGUGUUUUAUUUAAUUGUGUUACUACAACUACUAACUACUAAAGUAUCGUAAAAUGUAUAUUAUUCCUAAAUAUACUGAUGUUUACUUGCAUUAAUAAUCCGUGUUUAUGAUAAAAUAAUUAUUAUAGUCGUGUUAAACAGGCCUUGUGUACGAUUGCCCUAAAACACCAAUAUUGAAUGAAUGAAACAUAUUUUUUAAACAAUGUUCAUUUGGUUGCAAGGGCGUGUACACAUUGAAAAUUUAAAUAUUUUUAUUAUAAUCUCGAGGAUAUUUUUUAAAAAUUCGUUUUAAAUGUCCGCUGAUACCUCAGUGGUACCAUUUGGUAUUAAAUCGGUUGGUAUUUAUUACGACUAAAAGGUUAAAACUUAAAAUCACUUUUAUAGAAGAAUGUAGCAACCAAGGCUUGUAACCGGUUUUAAAUACAACAGUAUUUACCCGUUUCAAUCGGUUUCUACUUUGUAUUUGGCUCGAAUUGUAACCUUAUGAGAGUUAGUAUGAACAACAAAACCUUAUAAAAAAUUCUAUAUCUACUCAAAUGUAAAACACUUUGGUUUUUCGGUUUCCAAGCCUUGCAAAUACGACGUCUGCAACACUGAACCUUGCGGUCAUCAUAUGAAGUAAUUCUUGUUAUACUUUUCAUUUUGUUACAACAUUGGAAUACAAAUGAUUUAAGUUUUCUUUAGUGUUAAUUUCUGCCAAUAUUUGUUUUUAAAACAAUUCGACACGUGUUUCGCCUCUACACGAGGCAUCCUCAGGACGUGUUGUCUCGCCAGAAUCUGGCACGAGACUCUGAGUCAAAUAUUGGCGGAAUUCACACUAAAGAAAACUUAAAUCAUUUGUAUAAUUAUGGAUUUCCGCAAAGUAACGCCUAAUUCAAUAAAUUUUCUUACAACAUUGGAAUUUUUCUACACAUCCAAGUAGAGCUCCGUGAAAUAUGUUUGUCAUUAACUUGUAAAGAUUAUUUCUAGCGCUUCAUAAUAUAAAUUAUAAAUAAUCUCUAUAUAACAAAAAUCAUGAUUUUAAUUGACAAUACAAUAUUAAUAUGACGCCCUCGCAACCAUUUUGUUUGUAUAAUUGUUCACUGAAGAUAUUUUAAGCAAUAAUAUUAAUUAUAGAGAGAGAUAUUUUUGCACGCGACCACGCGGAGUUAUUGAGGCAUUUCUGGUAUCUUUGUGUUCGUCAAGUUAAUGCCAUAUCGAAUAUUUUAUUUCUAAUACUUAUAAGCACUAAACCCAUUCUGUUAAAAAUAUUAUUUCACCGAGUCGUCCCAUAGAAGCCGUCAAUACAAUUUUAAUCAAGAUAUUGUUGAAGUUAAGUUGUAUUUAAAAUUUUAAGUUGAUAAAUAUUUGUUGACAUGAUCAUAAGAAUGCUUUAUAAGUAUUAACUUAAUAAAAAUCCUUAUUGUGUUUUAGUUUCGCGAUUUAGCCCCUUAUUAAUGCACCGUCAAUAUGUAGGACAGUGUGUAUCACCCCUAAUGUUUAUUAGCAAAGUAUGAGUGUCUAUUGUGUUCUUUUUUUGUUAAAUAUGUUGAAUCUAAUGUCAAAAUUAAUAUUAUAUAGAUGGACUUACAGUAUUGAACCUACAAGAGACGAUAAGUGGUAAAAAUAUACAAAAACAUACUUGAAAUUUGUUUUUAGGUCGGGUUUUUAUUCCUAUCAGUAACUGCCACAAUUUGAGCCCUAUUCUUGACCGAUAAUCGUAUCGUAGUUGAAAAACCGUACGUCGUCCCUUGUCGGUAAAUACUCUAAAGUUGCGGGUCGCCAUUUUGUCGUCUCGGUGCCAUCUUGUCUAGUUUGCUCAGUUAGUGGCUUGCCAUAUGAAAAGUGAAGCCCUUUUUUUAUUGAUACAAAACUAAACUUGUUUAAAAAUAAUACGCAUUAAUAUUGUUACAAUAUACCUUCUUGCUUUAUUUUUGAUAUGGCAAGGAGUAUGUUGAUGUUUUCAAGAACCCGUUUUCCGCGUUGGCCCCAGUCCCCUAGUUACCUUCAACCAAAGUAUAGAACUUACAGAGCAACAAAACUGGGGCAAAACGCGGCUAACGAAAACCGUUUAAUUUAACUUGUCUUUAAAUGGCAUUUCAUAUUAGCCCAACCUCAUUUUUGGUAAAAAAAAUAUUUUCAUACCAAUGUUAGCCCAUUUUGUUUUGUACAAUAAAUCCUCAAAAUGAUAUAUCUCAAAUGAGAAGUCGUCAAUGCGCUUUAGUAGAGUAAGUUCUCUUGUCGAUGUUAACAUUAUGGAGGCCUUAUUUAAAAAUUAAUCCACGUAGAAACGUUAUUAACUUUGAGACUCGAAAAGCAUGUUAAAAUAUUUAAAUUAGGACUUUUUUAUUUAUAAGUAUUUGUAUGUUAUUGUGUUGCAUAAUAAAUGAGACAAAUCACACUUCGUAUGUAUGUAUGUAUGUGACUUGAGCGACGGCGUUGGAUAUUUGUAUGAAAAAAUUACUUCAUACAUUGACCACCAGGGGCGCUGUACACAUAUCAUACAACUAAUAUUUGACGUCGUCGCUAGGGUUAGUAAAAGCCGCGCCAGUAAGGAACUAAAUGCGACGGGUAUUUCACAUAAACUGACAACAUAAAAUAGUAAACAAAUAAUUAGACCUUGAAAGGUCUAGAAAUUAAUAAUGAAUUACUUCCUAACAAUUUGUUUAUACAAUAUAUAUGCAAGAUAAAAAGGUUUAAAAAAUAAAUUGAAUGACACUCAGAUUUUUUAUAUUGCUGUCUCAUAAUACUCCUAUAUCUCCAGUUAUGUGUGACAAGGAUAGAGUGAUAUGGUCGCCAAUUUUUUAAAUGGUUUAUUGGCGCGGCUAAAACGUGUACGUAGAUAAUAAGAAACUGUUUCUCUAAUCAUAUUUUAGGUUAAGUUUCUUGUCGUUUUUUUUAUUACUUAGAAAUAUGCAAUGUAUUUGGUACAAAUUGUAUUUUUCGUUUUUUUAGUGCAGUGCAAUGAUUCUAAUAAAUCCAUAAUAUACAAUGUAAUCGAUACAAAAUUACUUUUUCGCUUGACAAAAAGUAAAAGUAUUUUUAAUGUUGUCGAGUUUUUAUGAAUAUUAAAUCUGUAACACUCGAGCGAGAAUUAUUUCGUCAGUAAAGAUUAACUCGAGAAAAUUCGAAAAAAAUUGAAAUUACGAAUUGUUUGUUAUAUUUUUUUAUUUUCGAUCAUAUAGGUGAUCAUUUAUUAUUAGAUAUAUUUUUAAUAUUUCGUCGUACUGUGGUACAAGCACUUUUUAUACUUUCGUAAAAUUUUUAUUCCAGUAUAUAUGAUUUUCUAUGCACUGAGUUUGCUCCCGCAGCAACUAUCAAUCGAUAACUCCGCCAAUAUUUGUAUGGAAAACUGUGCAGCGCCCCUGACGUUUACAUACAGAAUUAAAUUUGCAUAGGCACGAGUCUGGGAGAGCAAAACUCGUUAUAUAUUUUAUUCUUUACAUUUUUAUGCCAGCUUUUAUAAAAAAAUCAUGUGAUUGCCAUUGGAAAUAUUUAUACUGAUAACUUAUGGCUUUUUUCAAUUCAACCUUACGUAUGUGCGAGUGAGAGCGCGGUAUCGACAAUACCGUUCCCUCUUUUUAUGUUUGGCUAUUUUAUAAUUAUGGUCCGUACAUUAGUUUUGCUAUUAUUUUUAUUUAUCAUGAAGUAUUCACUCCUCGAUUUCGCCUUGCCCCUCCUAAUCAUAGUAUGUUGUAUAAAUGUAAAUCAGAUACAUAAAAUAUUUUUAGACAGUCAUAGAAUGUGCUGAUUAUAGUGAAUAUGUGAAUUGAUUAUAGUGAAUAAAGUUUAAAAUUAUAAAAGAUUUGUAAUUUUAGACUAUAUAAAAUAAAUUUAACUAAAAAAAGGUU
Messenger RNA from Leptidea sinapis, 4779 nucleotides. RefSeq names its product longitudinals lacking protein-like. The transcript is spliced from 5 exons. Gene Ontology annotation, biological process: regulation of transcription by RNA polymerase II. Gene Ontology annotation, cellular component: nucleus. NCBI's taxonomy places the organism in Eukaryota, Metazoa, Arthropoda, Insecta, Lepidoptera, Pieridae. The record is from RefSeq and is a predicted model, not a curated record. Bases 49 to 435 code for a protein of 128 amino acids. Gene Ontology annotation, molecular function: protein binding.